UCCCGUCCAUUGUUGCCAGAUUGGGCCAGACACUGGCUGCAAAUCUGGCACAAUCUGGCAACACUGGCCAAUGGGAUCGCAAACACACCACGGUCCAAACCCCGGAUAAUAGGCUGGAUCACAGAAUGGGAUAUGAUUCAGACACAUGCUCGGACGCGCAACUAGUGAACAAGUAAAACGACAGUUUUACGGGGCAGAGGCCUACAGUUUACCAUGGCACUCUGAACUCUGACCUUUGGUGACCUGGUGAGGAGAAGGAGGUAGGAGGUGGAGGCGGAGGAGGGGGAGGAGAAGGAGGAGGAGGAAGGAGGUCAGUUACCCUGGGAGGAAGGAAGAUAGGAAAGAACCCAGUGUGAGACUGACGUCGGCCACAGCCCUGCUCCUCUAGCCAGUAGCCAACGCCCUCCUAGCCUCAAUCCCUCCCCCACACAGAGGCUGACGUUAUGGGCAACACGGCCACCAAGUUCCGCAAGGCCCUGGUGAGCGGAGACGAGGCCCUGGCCUGGCAGCUCUACGAGGGGAACCCCCAGUUCAGGGAGGGCCUGGACCCCAACGCCUCGUACGGGGAGCCAUACCAGCACAACACCCCGCUGCACUACGUCUGUCGCCACGCCAUGACGCGGCUCCUCAGGUCCUUCCUGUUCAGCAAGGAGGGGAACCCCAACAAGCGCAACCUGCACAAUGAGACCUGCCUCCACGUGCUGUGCCAGGGCCCGCAGAUCCUGCUGCUGCCAGAGGGGGCGCUCUCCCCUCGCCUUGCCCGGCCCCAGAGGGACGAGCAGCGACGGGCCGACAGCCUGCAGAUGAUCCUGAGCUGGACGGGGGCCAGGCUAGGCAGGGGCCAGUAUGAGAGGGCCAAUGUCAACGCAACCGACAACCACCACAGCACCUGCCUCCACUACGCGGCGGCGGCGGGCAUGAAGAGCUGUGUGGAGCUGCUGGUGCAGAACCAGGCGGAUCUGUUCGUGGAGGACGAGGAGCGCCUGACGCCGUGUGACCACGCCGAGCGCCAGCAGCACACGGAGCUGGCCCUCAGCCUCGAGUCCCAGAUGGUCUUCUCCUCCUCCUCCUCCUCGGCCCAGGAGGCGCACGCCGACUCCUGCUUGAUCCCCAGAAAGGAGCCCUACGAGGGUCUGAAGCUGCAGGACCUGCGGCGGCUGAAAGACAUGCUGAUCGUGGAGACGGCGGACAUGUUGCAGGCUCUCUUCACAGCAGAGGCGCUGCUCCGAGCACACGACUGGGACCGGGAGAAGCUUCUGGAGGCGUGGAUGUCGGACGGGGAGGGCUGCUGCCAGCGGUCGGGCGUGGCCAUGCCCACGCCACCGCCCAGCGGCUACAACGCCUGGGACACCCUGCCCUCCCCCCGCACGCCCAGGACCCCCCGCUCCCCCCUCACCCUCACCCUCACCUCACCCACAGACAGCUGCCUCACCCCGGGGAGGAGGCCAUGGCCACGUCUAGACACCAGUGAGACUCGGUGUGUGUGUGUGUGUGUGUGUGUGUGUUGUGUGUGUGUGUGUGUGUGUGUGUGUGUGUGUGUGUGUGUGUGUGUGUGUGUGUGUGUGUGUGUGUGUGUGUGUGUGUCAGUGGCGGGCGUGGGCGAGGCCUAUGAGGACGCUGCUAACUGCUUGUGGCUGUUGACCAACUCCAAGCCCUGUGCCAACUGCAAGUCGCCCAUUCAGAAGAACGAGGGCUGCAACCACAUGCAGUGUGCCAAGUGCAAGUAUGAUUUCUGCUGGAUCUGUCUGGAGGAGUGGAAGAAGCACAGCUCUUCGACGGGGGGCUACUACCGCUGCACCCGCUAUGAGGUCAUCCAGCAGCUGGAGGAGCAGUCCAAGGAGAUGACCGGAGAGGCAGAGAAGAAGCACAAGAGUUUCCAGGAGCUGGACCGCUUCAUGCACUACUACACUCGCUUAAGGAACCAUGAGCACAGCUACAAGCUGGAGCAGAAAUUGCUGAAAACCGCCAAAGAGAAGAUGGAGCAGCUGAGCAGAGCCUUCAUUAGCCGUGAGGGGACGCCUCCGGACACGCGCUUCAUCGAGGACGGGGUGAGCGAGCUGCUGAAGACGCGCCGCGUGCUGAAGGUCUCAUACCCCUACGGCUUCUUCCUGACGCCCGGCAGCACACAGAAGGAGAUCUUUGAGCUCAUGCAGACGGACCUGGAGAUGGUGGUGGAGGACCUGGCCCAGAAGGUGAACCGGCCGUACCUGAGGACACCAUGCCAUAAGAUCAUCAGCGCAGCGCGGCUGGUGCAGCAGAAGAGGCAGGAGUUCCUGGCCUCCGUAGCGCGCGGUGUGGCCCCCAACGACUCCCCCGAAGCCCCCCGCAGGAAUUACCCAGGAGGUUCGUGGGAUUGGGAGUACCUGGGCUUCGCCUCACCGGAGAUGCUGACUCGUCACUCUGUACUGGGAGGAGGGGAUCCAAGAGAGAGGCAGUCCCAGGAGUACGCUGACCUCCAGUACCGACGGCGGCAUCGCCAGCGUCGCCGUGGCGAUAUGCUGAGUCUACACAGUCUGCGGAGCGGCAGCAACACGCCAGAGACGGGCCGGAGGAGUGACAGCUCUGAGGGACUAGAGAGGAGCGAGAGCAGAAGACGAGCCCUGGGCUCCCUGGACGACGAGGACCCCAACAUCCUGCUGGCCAUCCAGCUCUCCCUGCAGGAGUCCCGCAGGGAGAGGAGCCUGGGUCCCCUGGAGGGAGGAGGAGGAGGAGGAGGAGGGGAGGAGGAGGAGGAGGAGGAGGAGGAGCGCCAGGAGCUGGAUGUCAGGAGAAUGGUGAUGGAGGGAGGAGAGGACCUCAGAUUGGGUCUCGGGGUUAGCCUGGCAGGCAUGCUAUCCGCCUCCGAAAGCCUAGAGGCUGACGGGGCGCUGGGACCCCCCCGCGGCCCCCCUACCUACCCCACCUCCCGUCUCAGCGCCCCCCGCCCCCCAACCAGGACAGACUCUGCCCACCAGCUUCCCCCACCCUCCACCUCCUCCACCUCCUCCAUCACCCCCCUCCCUCUCCCCCCGCCUCCCCCUGCCCUAUGUGCUGAGCUGCUGGAGCUGGGGAACGUGACCGCGCCCUACGGGGGGCCGGCUCAGGGAGCGCCGCCGCCGCCCCUGCAUCACACACGGGACCACUGCGAGCUAGCCGUCGGCCCCAACAUACUGACCGUCCAGCACCUGCUUGACCACAUGGCCGCCGCCGCCGGGCCCUGCGGCGCCGGCCAACGAGAGCAGACUUACCGUCUGGUGGCGGGCGACCACUCUGAACGCACUCCCAGACGCACCGCCCCCGGUGCCCCAGAACGCCUCCCUGCCGCUCGCCCCCCUGCCCAGCUGUGCCUCCCCUCCCCGGGCACGGAGCCGGACCUCCUGGUGUCCCCCGUCAUCCCCCCGGGCGGGGCCUUCACCCCCAGCGACCCCCAGAGCCUGGAGCCCCUGGACCCCGAGGCCGGGGUCCAGCUGCUGGACAACAUCAUGGCCUGGUUCAACCACAACAUCAACCCCCAGAACAGCCCCCACAGCCUGGCCCUCAUCCCCUCGCCCCCCACCACCGAGACCGAGUCCUCCCCAGACUCGCUCACCGAGCCCAGCUCGGAGAGGCUCUCCUCCAGGGGAGCCCCCCCCGCCUGGCAGCCCCUGGAGGGUGAGCCCGAGGCGGGGAGCGAUGGCCUUGGGGUCGGGGCCGGGGGCGGGGGGGGCCUGGAGGCCUUAAGGCCUGACAGUCUGGAACUGGACCUGGACCUGGACCUGGAGUUGGAUAACAGGGAAGCAGGCGUAGAGGGUCAGGGGGCUGUGGAGGGUCAGGGGGGCGUGGAGGGCGUAGAGGGGGCCUGCGAUGGGGACUUGCUGCCCCUGGACGAGACAGGCCCUCUCCCUUGCCCCCCCCUCAGCUGCAAAGACGAUUCUGCUCCCAAAGCUCCCGCUAGCGAGACAGACUCAGAGUUAGACCCCGCCCACCGAAUAGGGGAGGACCAAUCACCUGAGGAAUGGGAGGAGCAAGUCCAUUUAGUGUGAGAUUUUAAAUGGAUCUGAAAAACACCAAGAGAGGAGGGGUUGGGUAGAAAGGAUAUUUGGAGAGGUUAGAGAUUAUCAGAGUGACACUGACAGAGUUAGAUGUGGAAGGAGAUGGGUAGAUGGAAAAAAAUAACAGGAGUUAGUUGUUUUUAACUCAAGUGUUUCAUUUUUUUGUUAUACUGUAUGUUAAUGGCAAAGUUUUUGCGACCACUUUGUUCCUUGUCUGGGGCGCUUUGUCAGGUAACAGCGACGUCUGGAGGAGUGUGAUUCAGGCCGGCUGUAAGUGGAUGCACUUAUGCUUUGACAUCUAAAAACAAGUGUUUCAAAGUCAAUCCAAGGGUGCACCUUAUGAAAGCUACUGAUAUCAUAGUUGUUUACUGCUUCAGUCGUUUACGUUUUGAACUAUUUAUUUAAUAUUUUUAUCUGAUUGUUUGUCCUUGUUGUCAAGAGUUGCUCUAAGGGUUCUCCUCGGGCGAUGCCUGGCGCUAAUCAUGCAGGUUACCAUGGUGCCCGCAUCUUGCACCUGCAACUUGGGUAACACCCAUCCACAGCCUCCACCCCCUCUCACCCAUGACUACCACCCCCUUACUACUGCACCCAGCCAGCCUGUACUGACUCCCUGGUUGGCCGGGGUGGUAUUAAAACCUGCUGACGGAGCGUUACGAUAGCCUGAGUACCUGCUGACGAUAGCGUUACGAUACAAUCACCGUCAUCAUGCCACUAUUUAUUUUACCAGGGAUGUCCAUGGUGACACGUGUGCCUCCUGAGGGCCGCACUCGGGACUGACCUUCAUCACAGUGUUGUCGGGGAAAAGGCGUUGUUUUAUACCCCGCACUCUACAGCCGACGGUGAAAGAGUUGGACGCACCGGCAACAGACCUUGGACGUCAAAUCGCCGGGCGUCACGGCGAUGGUAUCUAGUUUUCCUUGGAGCUACGCCCGUUGUGAUGAUGUGGUGGGAUCACUGAAGGAAUUAAACUAGCCUCUUUUUUAAUUUAUUUGAUGUUACUUUACCUGUCGGCCAGAGUACAGGAUGAACUACACAUUGCUCCUAGAGCGGCCAUCACAAUCAAUCUUUCCAGAUCCCUCUGCUAUUUUUCCAUCAGUCAUUAUCGGAAGGAAGUUAUCGGGCAACAUGGCUAACGUUUACAGAGUGACUAAAUUAAAAUAAUUAUUGGACACUUGCACUGUUUGAAUCCAAACACUUUAAUUUAGAAGGAUUUCAAAUAUGAAUUGAAAAAGGGGCUUUUAUUUUGUAUAUGUACCUACUCCUUGACUGACGGCCAGUACAGUGUGCUAUUGAUGAAUCUAUCAACAUGAGAGGCUUUGAUUGUUUUUUGAUAUUAUUCUUAAGCUCACCAUUCCAGUUUUAUACCCCAAUGCAGAAUAAUUUUCCUUUCCUAUGAGAUCACUCUGUUCAGUCUGUGUGCCUUUUUAGUUCUAUUUAAUAUAUCUUUAAUUUAUUUUUGUUUAGACGCUGCAUUAUCUUUAUACAGAGCUCUUGAGAUAUAGGAAUUGUGACUUUUACGAUAACCGACAUAACACCUCUCUGGUGCGACUGUUGCCAUAUGUGGGAAAGGGGUUCAAGUUACUAGUGAAUGACCAGAUAUCCCUUUGUGCCCUUCGAAGUCUGGUAGACCAGAGGCAAAUGCCACAAAGCAAAGUCCACUUGCUAGCCAGCCUCUCUCGUCAAAAACACAUUCUUAACUUAAAGUAAUUCAAUAACGUAUAACUCAGAGGAUACUUUAUUCAAUCUUUCAUCCUCUGGCUGGAUUUACGCUCUCUUGUUCUGAGUUCAUUCUAAGUUCAUGUUUUUAUAUAAGGGUCUUGCUGUGUGAAGUUUCCUCUGAGUCUUUAGUUUUCCUACUGCCUGUAUCUUAAGGUAUACUACUCAACUGUACUGUUUACAAAUGGUCAAAGUUGAACACUGCCUUUAGUUGUCGAUAGGUGCUUUGAAAAACAGACUGUGUUGAUGAUAUUGGUUUGACUGUGUUGCCAAACAGAUGUGAAAUAAAUAUUAGCGACACACUACCCAGGAAUAAAUUGGGUUUUGAACGCUAGUUAUUGAAAAGUA
Molecule: messenger RNA, 6074 nt
Organism: Gadus macrocephalus (Pacific cod)
Lineage: Eukaryota; Metazoa; Chordata; Actinopteri; Gadiformes; Gadidae
Product: ankyrin repeat and IBR domain-containing protein 1-like
Molecular function (GO): zinc ion binding; protein binding
Source: RefSeq, a predicted model, not a curated record